AUGAAACCCUGUGAAUGGCCUCCAUUCCUGUUCCUCCUCUUCUUUGUCAUCGCCGUGAUCCUGCCCUUGCCCGCGGCGUCGGCGGCCGCUCAUCGACCCGCGACGACCUCCACGACUACUUGGCAGCAGGAGAGGGAGAUUUUUAAACUGCAGGGUCCACGAAAUGCAUCCGUCCGCCGGAAUGGCAGCGUGGUCCUGCCCUGUCGUCUGCUGGUGGCCCAAGCCAACGCCUAUCGGGAGCACAUGUUCCAGCCCUGGCACGCGGCACCACGCUACAAGAUCUCUGUGCAGUGGAAUAUUGACGACUUUGGCUAUGCAAACGAUACGCUGACGGACAGUUUUGGUGGCCGGUACAGGAUGCCGGGACCGUUUAGUCAGGGUGAGGUGAUUGGAUUUGCAUCAGUAAAUUUUAUAAAACAUGCCCUACAUGGAACCAAAAAGUGA
Molecule: messenger RNA, 444 nt
Organism: Dibothriocephalus latus
Lineage: Eukaryota; Metazoa; Platyhelminthes; Cestoda; Diphyllobothriidea; Diphyllobothriidae
Source: the annotation of a GenBank genome assembly